Molecule: messenger RNA, 291 nt
Organism: Phytophthora sojae
Lineage: Eukaryota; Oomycota; Peronosporomycetes; Peronosporales; Peronosporaceae
Exons: 1
Coding region: 1-291 (96 amino acids)
Source: RefSeq, a predicted model, not a curated record
AUGAAAAUGGAGAAUAAACCGCCUGUAAUGUCGGGAAGUUUUGACUUGUAUGCAGAGGAGCUGAAAACUUUCUUGACCAACAUGGACAUUUGGGGUGUUGUGGAGAAUGCGUCAGCGGUUCGUGCAGCUGUUAGCGAGGAGCAAGUUCGUCGAAUGAAUAAUUUGGCUCGUGGUGCAAUCAUGCGAGGCGUUCCUAAGGCCGAUGCUGAGUUGAUAUGCCAUCAGCAGAGCGCGCAAGAUAUGUGGACUGCAUUUGUUGAUAAGCAGACCAAACGCGAGUAUGCAAAUUAA